Pollicipes pollicipes is the source of this 558-nucleotide messenger RNA. Its product is annotated as acetylcholine receptor subunit alpha-type acr-16-like. The coding region runs from base 1 to 558 and encodes 185 amino acids. NCBI's taxonomy places the organism in Eukaryota, Metazoa, Arthropoda, Thecostraca, Pollicipedomorpha, Pollicipedidae. The record is from RefSeq and is a predicted model, not a curated record. Gene Ontology annotation, cellular component: membrane. Gene Ontology annotation, molecular function: transmembrane signaling receptor activity; extracellular ligand-gated monoatomic ion channel activity. The transcript is spliced from 2 exons. Gene Ontology annotation, biological process: monoatomic ion transmembrane transport.
AUGGACGUCACCGUCCUGCUCGGCCUCAGCUUGACCAACGUCGAGGUCGACGUGAGUCGCAGCGCAGUCACCGUCAGCGGCUGGCUGAACAUCGGCUGGAAGAACCCUGCUCUCAGCUGGACCAGCGAUAACUCAGUCUUGAAGAACAUCGAGCGCACGUACCUGCACAUGGAUCAGAUGUGGAUUCCCGACAUGAGGCCGAUCAACAUGCUGGACAUAGCCAAAAGCUGGUUUGGAAAGACGGUAGCGCUUGUUUGGCGCGAUGGACGCGCCCACUUGGGCUUGCCGGUGACCAUCAGCUUCCGCUGCAAAAACACCGUCACCGACGACUCGGACCAGUUCAGGUGCCCCAUCACGAUCGGGCCUUGGGUGCACAGCGUCGAUGAGGUGGACGUGCAGCCGGCGUCAGACACCGUCGACGUCUCCCACAUAGUGGCCAGCGGCGCCUGGAGGGUGGCCAGGUCGUCUGUGGUGCGAAGAGAGGUGACGUACGCCUGCUGUCCGCGGGAGUUUGCCAUGCUGGACAUGGAGCUCAUCUUGCGCCCGCAAUACUGCUAG